This is a messenger RNA of Dunckerocampus dactyliophorus (ringed pipefish), 3073 nucleotides long. It is a transcript of the gene anos1, whose product is annotated as anosmin-1. Gene Ontology annotation, molecular function: peptidase inhibitor activity; protein binding. Gene Ontology annotation, biological process: neuron differentiation. Lineage: Eukaryota; Metazoa; Chordata; Actinopteri; Syngnathiformes; Syngnathidae. The coding region runs from base 102 to 2135 and encodes 677 amino acids. Gene Ontology annotation, cellular component: extracellular region; cell surface. The transcript is spliced from 14 exons. The record is from RefSeq and is a predicted model, not a curated record.
UCCCGGCUCAUAGCCUGCUCUUCAGUAUUGCGCGAUACGCGGAGGGAUUAAAAACACAGGCGGCCAACAGCGAGCGGAUCUGGGAGCGGAGCACCACCACAAUGUUCGCCGGGAGGUUGAGGGCGUGCGCGGCCCUGUGCGUGUUGUGGAUUACGGCGUUGACGAGCACGCGGAGCGGCGUGUGUGCGAGGAGGCAAGAGGACUCGUUCUCCACCGCCAGUGUUUACCGAGCACGGUGCGCCUCUCGGUGCCUCAGCCUGCACAUCACUCGCAUCUCCGCCUUCUUCAAGCACUCGCAGAAUAACGGAUCCUUGGUGUGGUGCCAGAAUCACAAGCAGUGCUCCAAGUGCCUGGAGCCCUGCAAGGAAUCCUGGGACCUGAAGGAAAACCAGUGCCAGGAUUUAUGUGAGCCCCUCUUUCCCAAGAAGCAUUACGAGUGUCUGACCAGCUGCGAGUUUCUCAAGUCAAUCGAGGGCGUGAAGCAGGGCGACUGUCCCGCCCCGGAGAAGGCCAGUGGCUUUGCGGCGGCCUGCGUGGAGAGCUGCGAGGAGGAUGGAGAGUGUUCGGCUGUCAAAAAGUGCUGCUCCAACGGGUGCGGCCACACCUGCCAGCUACCCAAGAACCUCUACAAAGGAGUCCCUCUGAAGCCCAGGAAAGAGCUGGUGUUUGCGGAGCUGUCCUCGGGUCAAUUGGAGAUCCGCUGGUCCUCCAAGUUCAACAUAUCAGUGGAGCCUGUCCUCUAUGUGGUGCAGCGGCGCUGGAACUUUGGCAUCCAUCCCAGCGAGGAUGACGCAACGGAGUGGCAGACAGUCGCACAGACUGCCGAGGAGCGCGUCCAACUGGCCGACAUCAGAGCCAGCAGAUGGUACCAGUUCAGAGUCGCGGCGGUCAACGUGCACGGGACCCGCGGCUUCACUGCACCCAGCAAACACUUCCGCUCCACUAGAGAUCCAUCCGCCCCUCCACGCCCAAGCAGUCUGCGUGUCACCAACGUGACGCAGGGAGAUGAAGGACUGGUGACAGUUCGUCUCAAUUGGACCUUGCCAGAGGAGCCCGACAUCCCCAUUCAUCACUACAAAGUGUUCUGGAGCUGGACCGUCCCUACCAAGUCAAUGGUUCCGUCCAAGAAGAGAAGGAGAAAGACCACCAACGGGGCUCAGACAUGGGUGGAGCUGGAGGCCCUGCAAGCAAACAUCAGCUACACAGUGGAGCUGCAGGCUGUGACUUACUGGGGACAGGUGCGACUGAAGAGUGCCAAGGCCUUGCUGCAAUUCAGCACCACCCAGAAUUCCGAAUCAGUAAAAUCGGUGCACAAAUCAAAGAAGGAGGAGAUAUCCCCCCCUGGACCGACAUUGCCCAAGGCUAAGCGACCUUCUGGCCCUCUGGAGGUGGGCACACCUUUCUACCUGGAUGGCCAGCUACAAGUUCGUGUCUACUGGAAGAACCGUGGAGAGCCUGGCAUGAACCGCUACCAUGUGCAAUGGAUGCCCGAGUACUGCAACCACAAUGAGACACGGGGACCAGAGAAAUCCUCAACGCAGGAGAACUACAUCAACCUCCCGGGCCUGUUGUUCUCCUGCAAGUACAAAGUCACGGUUCACAUGCUCAAGUCCAAGAGACGCUCCAAGGAGGAGAGCACCACCUUCCUCACCCCAUCCUGUGCUACCAUCCGGAGCAAGACUCACAAACACAUCCCCUGCCUCGGGGAGGGAGCUGCAGGACUUCCCAAAGUCUUGGCAAAGCCUGAAAAUCUGACAGCUACAUUUUCCAUCAGUGGGGGAAAUAUCACUGGCAGCUUCCUGUGGCGCGUUUCCCGGGUGGCGCCCCAUCAGCGGAUUACAGGCUUUCAAGUUACCUGGGCUGAGAUCACCACUGAGAGUCGACAGAACAGCCUGCCCAACAGCAUCAUCUCCCAGUCCCAAAUCCUGCCUCCGGAUCAUAAUUUGCUGGUCGUGUCCAACCUGCGGCCGUCCACUUACUACAGACUGGAGGUACAAGUAAUAACAACUGGAGGGGAAGGUCCCGCAACUGUCAAGACUUUCCAGACUCCCAACAUAUUACCAGUCAGUCAGCACCGGCCCAGACUCCGACAGCACCAGUCUCCUCACCAGAAACCAUCAGUCGAGAGACACUGAGUCGCAAAGUCAGUCCGCCGCUCUUUCCCUCCCACCUGUCAGAGACUAUCUGGAAAGAGUGUGGAACCGUGAACUGUCCCAGAACCGACCCCCUUCAAUUCCCUCAUGAAAUAACGGUCCUCUUCUUUCAAGAGCCAUAACCCCUCGGCUUUUCCUCCUGAACCUCUCUGACUCGCUGUGUCAGAAUUGUGUACAGUUGAUCUUUUAUUGUUGUUUUAUUAUUUUACCACAAAGUCUACUGUUGUGCAUUUGUUAGUACACAUAUGGAAGAAAUACAGUUCCAAAAUCUAGCAACAUAGUAGGUUGAGAUGAUCACAGAGCACAUCAUGCAACAUAAGUCACUGAAAAAACCAUAAGUCUGUAAAAAAAAAAAAAAAAGAAUUUACCAUUUUCUGAGGAAGGUAAACGUGAUCUAUUUAUUUUGACUGAUGUCAUUGUUGUCACAUAGUAUGUUGCAUGUAGUACAUUUGACAAGUAUGUGCUUCAAAUUGAGUGCUUGCAAUGGUUUUGCAUGACGACCAUUCUGUUGGCAUGAAAAAAAAUCAAAAUAAAAUAAAUUGUCCUAUUUUUCUUGAUAUGUUAGCUAUAUUCCAUUAACAGAUUAACAAAGAACUAUACUGGGAAUACUAUCUAAUGUUUAUUAAUGAAAUUAUAACGUGUGGAAACGAUGAAUUGUACAUCUUUCUUGGCUGUAGAAAUGUUUGUGGUGGAACAGUCAGUGAAUGUCUAUAUUUAUUUAUGUGUGUAUUCCGGUUUGAUUUGAAUGUGCGUGGAUGUGGAUGUUGUGUGUGUUUUAGUCUCACUUUUUGUUUUUGGGAAGCAACGUAAAUCUUGUAAAGACACUUUGUAAAAAUGGAAUUGUAAAUACAGUCUUAUGUUACAUGUUAUUUUUCCAUGGUAGAAACUGUACAAACUCCGAAGUAAUAAAAUAAUCCUUA